AUGGCCGUCACGCUGCACACGACCCAUGGCGACCUCAAACUCGAGCUCUUUUGCAGCGCAUGUCCCAAGACGACGUACAACUUCCUCGCCCUCUGCGCGUCCGACGCCUAUAAUGACUCGCCCUUCCACCGUCUCAUUCCGUCUUUCAUGAUCCAAGCCGGCUCUCCUGCGGCCACUUCGACAAAGGACAGUCCCAGCGUCUAUGGUCAGCCCUUCGAAGAUGAGAUCAAGUCGCAACUCAAGCACAAUCAACGCGGUAUUCUGAGCAUGGCCAACAAGGGUCCCAACACCAACGGCAGCCAGUUCUUCGUCACCUUUGACAAGGCCCCUCACCUUGAUGGAAAGAACACCGUCUUUGGUCGCGUACUGGAAGGAUGGGAUACUCUUGACAAGAUGGAGUCGAUACAGGUCGACAAGAAGAACAGGCCAAAGGAUCCCAUUCGCAUCCAGAAUGUGCAAAUCCACGCCAACCCUCUUGCAGAUGAGCAGAGAUGAACCACAAAACUGCUAGGCAUCAAUCUGCCUUUCUCAACAUGCAAGAACGCACCAAGCUGCAUUACUACAGCAUUGCGCGACACGGAGCUACUCAAGCGUCUCACCGCAUGCGCCAUCAGCCAGCGAUACGCAAUCCUUGUCGCAUCGCACUUUCAGCAUACAUCAGCUGCCAUUAACACCAUGCGCCAAACCUCCUGACACAAGCCACAUCGAGGCUCACUGAUCAGUCACGUUCUCGACAUCUCAAGAGCGAG
Molecule: messenger RNA, 749 nt
Organism: Aureobasidium pullulans EXF-150
Lineage: Eukaryota; Fungi; Ascomycota; Dothideomycetes; Dothideales; Saccotheciaceae
Product: cyclophilin-like protein
Exons: 1
Coding region: 1-495 (164 amino acids)
Biological process (GO): protein folding; protein peptidyl-prolyl isomerization
Cellular component (GO): catalytic step 2 spliceosome
Molecular function (GO): peptidyl-prolyl cis-trans isomerase activity
Source: RefSeq, a predicted model, not a curated record